Caenorhabditis auriculariae is the source of this 3534-nucleotide messenger RNA. NCBI's taxonomy places the organism in Eukaryota, Metazoa, Nematoda, Chromadorea, Rhabditida, Rhabditidae. The record is from the annotation of a GenBank genome assembly.
AUGUGGAACACGACGUGUAGCGACGGCGACACCAAGGUGGCCUGUCUCAAUCUCGGCGAGGCGGUCCUCACGAUCGCGUCUAUGCUUACCGUCAUGCUGGUUUGUUGCUUCUCUCCGUUUCUAUCUCUACUAUUUUGUCUUGAAAAGUUUGAUUCCUUCAUCUAAUAUUCAUCGCAACGUAGAGAAAGAACAUUUAGCCAGUAUUGGUUAGUUCAAUUUCACAAAAAACUCUGUUGCUAGUUCCUCAAGCAAUAAUCACCUGCAUUUCGACAUCAUACCUGACUUACUGUGUAUUUUCGGACCUCCUGCACUAAGAAACUUCGAUUAGGGAAGUUAUGACUAGUGCAGACGUUUUCAACGGAACACCUGCUCUUGUGACUAUGAUUUAUCUUUCAAUUAUAAUGAUUUAAUUAGUGAUAAGUGAAAGAUGAUACGCUAAAUGGGUGACGAUGGUUUUCGAGUGAUAUCAAACGUUUUUAUUCUAUUCAAUUUCGGAACCUUUUUUCAGGAGCCUUAUCCUAAACCUUUCUUACUCAUACUCAUCACCUCUCCCUCUCACUUUUAAGAUCAGUCAUCCUACUAAAAAAGGGGACAAGAGGUCAUAUACAUAACUGAGAAGUUGCUAUGCAAAUGUAAAAUUAUGACUCGGCAUUCCGAUAUCAUAGUUCGCCGGAAACAUUAUAAUAGAUUUAUUUUUCAGAUAAUUGUUCUGGGAAAUCUUCUGGUGGUAGUUACCGUUUACCGAGAUCGUAAACUGCGGAUGCAAAGGCAGAACUGGCUGAUUGUGAGCCUAGCAGUUGCGGAUCUGUUGGUGGGGCUUCUGGUGAUGCCUCUGACGCUGAUUUAUGAAAUUGUCGGCGAGUGGAGAAUGGGUCAGUUUAUUUUUCUGAGUCAUAUAGCGCUCUUGAGACGUUUUUAUCUUUCGGAGCUCUCGAUGUUUCUAGGAACAGUGAUUUAAUUUUAGGACUGGUUCUCUGUGAAAUGUGGCUCGCACUUGACGUACUGUUUGUGACGGCGUCGAUUCUGCAUAUUUGCGCCAUUUCGCUGGAUCGGUACUUCUCGGUGACUUCUCCACUCACCUACCCAGCCAAGCGGACUCCAACACGCAUGUUCAUCUACAUUGGUACAUCUUUAACUUCAUUUCACGCCCUGGAAUAUUUCGCCGCUUCUGGCAUUUCUUCCACAAGCGGAAAACAAAAAACGAAGAAGAAUCAAACGGCUUCUCAGCGUGCAAACAUCAUCUAAAAUGAGCCUUCUUUUCUUUUUCUUCGCAACACCCAAUUAAUGAAAGUGAAUUCUGAAUCUGAAGUGAGAACAGAAGAAGCGGCUUGUUGAGGGAGCCGAGGUGCUCAAAAAUAGUUAUUAAUUAUACACGACCACUUUGUCAUCCCAGUAAUUGGAUCUUUUCAGAUCUAUUUGACUGGAUUAGGUUGCUCAGUUUUUUGCGGGUAAUAACUUGAGAUUGCAGUGUAGCGGAAGCUCUCUAUUGAGUGGAUCUUUGUAAUGGGAAUGGCGCACAAAAAUUUUAUUCACUAUGUUUUUGGAGUGAGCAUUAUUUUUCAAGCGAACAGCUGAAACUUUGUAGCCUUUCCACCCUAAUGAAAGGAAAAUGGUAUAUCUUAUUCCCAAUAACUUGACAAGGUUCGCUUUUCUACAGAUGAACCUUGUCAUCUUUGAUUGAAGAUCUGUUAUUUUCCAAUCAAAGAGAGAGAAUAAUGCGGAAAAUUUAAAAUAGUCCUGACAAGCUUGAAAAUUCUCCCUAAACGGGAUUCAUUUAAAUUUUAAAAAAAUGUUGACCAAUUUUUAAUUUUCAUUUUCCAGGUGUUUCUUGGAUCGUUUCUCUUCUAAUCUGUCUUCCACCGAUUUUCGGCUGGAGACCUGAGAGAAAAGAUGGCGAAUGCUCUGUGAGCACUGACCUAGGUGCAUCAUUUCCUUGAAUCGAAAAACACUGAGUUUUGAUUCAGGCUAUGUGCUGUACUCUUCGCUGGGCUCUUUCUACAUACCAGUUAUCAUUUUAAUCAUAGUCUACGCCAAAAUCUACAGUAUCACGAUUCGUCACAGUAGACAGCGGCUGAGAGAAACCGAAAGACGAGAAAAUACUCUACACAUGCUCACGGCAAAACGAGGAAGUGGUCAGCAACUUUGCAUUUCAAGCAUUUUUUUCUGAACGAAGAUUUUACUUAAUUUCAUUGAAAAAAAAAUGAACCCUGUUUCCAAAUCGAGAGUGUGGAAGCUUCAUUGUUCAUUUUACCUAGAUCCUUGGUCUUUAUUUCGUUAUUUGCAUAACACGCGUGUAAUAUAGCAAACUCAGAAAUUUUUCCAUCUCCUCAAGUUUAAUUGAAAAACGGUGUAUGAGACUCUCGUCGCUCAUUUUAGAUGUUUUCAAAUUUUCAGCCGAGAAAUUCAACAUAGAGUACGAAUUGGAGGAAAACUCGGACCCGAACGACGAAGAUCGUCCAAAAGCUCAGAGGGUAAACACAGCCGUUAGGAGCAGAGUUAUGAGAAUGAAGUUUUUUCAGGAGGUCAUCACGAGGGUUUGCUGGCAGCUGAGAAAAAUAUCUGAAGAGUUGCCGAGAAGGAAGGUUCGUCAAACUCACUGUGACUAAUGAAAAACAACGUUUCCAUUACUUCUUUUCAGUGAUAACAUGGGAAAAGCCUCUUUCUUAAAAUUUUGAGGAAAAAAAACCCAGUUUCCGGUUUCAAUGCACAGAAGUUUUUUAUAGGGAUCCGUCGGCGUUAACAGCAACAGCACUACUUAUGGGAAGGUCAGAGCUGCUCGAUAUGACGAAAAAACGACUUCGGAGAAAAGAAGGAGAAAACUGAAAGCAAAAGAGCGACAGGCAACUCUUCUGCUUGGAAUCAUCUUGUCCGCUUUUAUAUUGAGCUGGCUUCCAUUUUUCGUGAGUUUUGAACCUCAGAAUAUUUCGAUGAUUUUCUUGAAAACUAACUAUAAAAAAAGUAAGGUCAUUGAAUGAGAAAAAUCGAAUUUUUUUCUUCUAUGAUAAUCAAAAAAAUUUUUCUCAUAUAAUCAUUCUCCAAAGCUCUCUGAAACUCUCUUCUACUUUAAGAUGUUCAUUUUGUCCCAUCAGUUUUUUUCCCACUGUUUUUGAGAAAUGAUGAACUUGAAAGCACAAAAAAUUUGAAAUUAAAUAGUAAGGGUAUUUUAUGAUAAUUCAAAAGCAACUAGUAUUUUCCCGCAAAAUUUUCAAAACACUGCAAUUGAAAUAAAUAAUUUUCAGGUUCUUUAUGUGGUCGGCGCGUUCGGAUACGAAGCUCCGGCACUGGUCUUCAAGUUCUUCUUCUGGUUGGGCUACUGUAAGUUGUUCAUUGCGGCAGAAUUUUUAAUUGACUCCUCGCUGACGCGUCGCAGAGGCUUUCGGCCAAAUGAAAAAAAGAGUGUUUUCAGGCAAUUCGGGCAUCAAUCCGGUUAUUUACACGGUUUUCAAUCGCGAAUUCAAACGAGGGCUCUGCAAGCAACUUCACAAAUUCGAACGGUUCAUCCAGCCGCUGACGUCAUUUUAUAAACAAAAUUGA